CUUCACGCCGCCCUCCCCCCGGCCUGCCUCCGGGUCCCCCGCACCCCAGGACCCUGUCUCCCUCGGGGGGCCGAGCUCCCUCAGACCUGCUGGCAGUAACCCCCCUAUUUAAGAGCACCCCACUCUUUGGUCCCAGAGAGCACUCCUCUCGACCUUUUCGCCCGGGUGGCACAGCAAGACGCCCUGGGUCAGAGCCUCACCGCGACUCCCGCUGCCUCUUCCCUCGACCUCAGAAUUAUCCCGGACUCUACCUUUCCUGGGGAGACCACCCCCAGCCCUGCAGGGGCGGGGCCACCUUUGCCCGGGGCCCGCGCUCUCCGCGGUGCCGCGGGGCGCCGCCUCCCCCAUGCCGCCCUCGGGGCUGCGGCUGCUGCCGCUUCUGCUCCCGCUCCCGUGGCUGCUAGUGCUGACGCCCGGGAGGCCGGCCGCGGGACUCUCCACCUGCAAGACGGUCGACAUGGAGCUGGUGAAGCGGAAGCGCAUCGAGGCCAUCCGCGGCCAGAUCCUGUCCAAGCUGCGGCUCGCCAGCCCCCCGAGCCAGGGGGAGGUGCCGCCCGGCCCGCUGCCCGAGGCCGUGCUCGCCUUGUACAACAGCACCCGCGACCGGGUGGCCGGCGAGAGCGCGGACCCGGAGCCCGAGCCCGAGGCGGACUACUACGCCAAGGAGGUCACCCGCGUGCUAAUGGUGGACCGCAACAACGCAAUCUACGAGAAAACCAAAGGCAUCUCACACAGUGUAUAUAUGUUCUUCAACACGUCAGACAUCCGGGAAGCGGUGCCCGAGCCACCACUGCUGUCCCGGGCAGAGCUGCGCCUGCAGAGAUUGAAGUCCAGUGUGGAGCAGCAUGUGGAACUGUACCAGAAAUACAGCAACAAUUCCUGGCGUUACCUUGGUAACCGGCUGCUGACCCCCACCGACACACCUGAGUGGUUGUCUUUUGACGUCACUGGAGUUGUAAGGCAGUGGCUGAACCAAGGAGACGGCAUACAGGGCUUUCGCUUCAGCGCUCACUGUUCCUGUGACAGUAAAGAUAAUGUGCUCCACGUGGAGAUCAAUGGGAUCAGCCCCAAACGUCGAGGUGACCUGGCCUCCAUUCAUGACAUGAACCGACCCUUCCUGCUCCUCAUGGCCACCCCGCUGGAAAGGGCCCAGCACCUCCACAGCUCCAGGCACCGGAGAGCCCUGGACACCAACUACUGCUUCAGCUCCACGGAGAAGAACUGCUGUGUGCGGCAGCUGUACAUAGACUUUCGGAAGGACCUGGGCUGGAAGUGGAUCCACGAGCCCAAGGGCUACCACGCCAACUUCUGUCUGGGGCCCUGCCCCUACAUUUGGAGUCUUGAUACACAGUACAGUAAGGUCCUUGCCCUCUACAACCAACACAACCCGGGCGCUUCGGCGUCGCCGUGCUGCGUGCCGCAGGCGCUGGAGCCGCUGCCGAUCGUCUACUACGUGGGCCGCAAGCCCAAGGUGGAGCAGCUCUCCAACAUGAUCGUGCGCUCCUGCAAGUGCAGCUGAGGCCCCGCCCCGCCCCGCCCCGCCCGGCAGGCCCGGCCCCGCCCCGCCCCGCCCGCUGCGCCCGGGGCUGUAUUUAAGGACACUUGCAGCCCUGAGCCCACCUGGGGAGUCCAUUAAAGGUGAGAGAGGACUGCUGGUCUCCGUGUAAUCGGGCGCCACGUCGCGUCGCCCUCCUUGCAGAGGCUCUGGAGCCUUGUCCCGGCCUGUGGCACCGCCUCCAGCCCUCCGUGCUGAACGCCUGCUUUGACCCCAGGAUUCCGGUGGGAGACCCGAUUAGACCCGAUUAGGCCGCGUCCGCAGUACUUCUGCCACUGCGCAUCUGCCGACACAAUCCGGAAGAGCCUGACUUCCUGCUGUCUGGCGUGAGAAUUGUAGAAGAGGGGGAAAAAUGCUGCUUCCACGGGUUGUGGGUUGUGGUGGCCCACGUGACGAGUGCCCGCACUCUAGGAGGCAGAGGCGGGUGGCUCUCCAAGUUCAAGGCCAGCCUGGUCUACAAAGUGGGUUCCAGGACAGCCAAACCAAAGUUCAAAAACCAGUUCAGUGUUUGGUGUUGGUGGCCGCCAUGGCCUAGGAGGAAGUGGCAUUUCAGAUCUGAAGGAAGCUUAAGGAACAGAUGCGGUGUGUGUGGGGGGAUAGUCUUGGAAGACGGAAGUGACGAGAGACAGCCAUCUUGGGGUGUGCCACCCCGCGAGGAACAGCAUGACUGGAAGGGAACAGGGAUGGGCACUGAGUCAGAGCUAACCCUCCUACGCCUCAGGUGUGUGCUGCUCACAGGCUCUUCCUGUGGCCUCAGGGAGCAGGGUUUGGUAAACAUUGGCCCGUAGCCUGCCCCAGCCUACAGCCUGUUUCUGUGGAUAGGUUCUGUUGCCCACAGCCACACUCUCUCUUCCUCCACACACUGUAGCUGUAUUGCUGUCUGCAGCCGUGUGUGUGUGUGUGUGUGCGCGCGCGCGAGGGCCAAAGACAGUACCUGGUCCUUCAGAAAAAGCCUGCUUUAAUCGGUGUGGUGGUGUAUGCCGGUAAUUUGCAGAGGAGGCAGAAGCAGGAGAGCACAGCAAGUUCAAAGCCAGUGUGAUCUGCAUAAUUCCCAGACGGCCAGAGCCUGACUUGACCCUCCCGUUCUCUCCGAAAGCUCGCUUACCCAUUUUGGGAGACUGUGUGCUCUUUGCAGGAAGAUGCGCCCACACACAGGAGCUGUUAUUUCUUAAAUCCACAGAACUAGUGAGUUUUGUGGCAUAUCAAGAGUACGGGACCCUGGGAGAACUUGGGGGAUGCAUAGUAUUACCAGAUGACCUAAUAAACAAUACAGGGCCUUGUCUCUGGUAAGUCA
Meriones unguiculatus (Mongolian gerbil) is the source of this 2849-nucleotide messenger RNA. It is a transcript of the gene Tgfb1, whose product is annotated as transforming growth factor beta 1. Lineage: Eukaryota; Metazoa; Chordata; Mammalia; Rodentia; Muridae. Bases 347 to 1519 code for a protein of 390 amino acids. Gene Ontology annotation, molecular function: growth factor activity; cytokine activity; type II transforming growth factor beta receptor binding. Gene Ontology annotation, biological process: BMP signaling pathway; regulation of cell population proliferation; transforming growth factor beta receptor signaling pathway. The transcript is spliced from 7 exons. Gene Ontology annotation, cellular component: extracellular region. The record is from RefSeq and is a predicted model, not a curated record.